Gloeophyllum trabeum ATCC 11539 is the source of this 1813-nucleotide messenger RNA. RefSeq names its product HK-domain-containing protein. Lineage: Eukaryota; Fungi; Basidiomycota; Agaricomycetes; Gloeophyllales; Gloeophyllaceae. Gene Ontology annotation, cellular component: cytoplasm. Gene Ontology annotation, biological process: thiamine biosynthetic process. Bases 1 to 1602 code for a protein of 533 amino acids. The record is from RefSeq and is a predicted model, not a curated record. The transcript has 10 exons. Gene Ontology annotation, molecular function: hydroxyethylthiazole kinase activity; ATP binding; magnesium ion binding.
AUGUGCAAAGCAAUUACACCUGGAAUUGACUACUCCCUUUACCUGGUCACCGGAAGAGAACUGCUCCCGGAAGGCAUAACCUACAUAGAGUCACUGAAGCAGGCCAUUGAGGGCGGAGUUACUGUCGUCCAAGUACGGGAAAAGAAAGCAGACACGGGAGAAUUCCUCCAAAUAGCUCGCGAAAGCAAAGAACUAUGUGAUCAACACAACAUUCCUCUUAUCGUCAACGAUCGCAUCGACAUUGCCCUUGCAAUCCGCGCGACGGGCGUCCACCUCGGCCAGACCGACAUGCCCGUGGCCGUAGCCCGCUCACUCCUCCCGCCGGAUACGAUCAUCGGUGUCUCGUGCAAUACCCCAGAGCAGGUUGAGAAAGCGGUGCAAGACGGCGCCGACUACGUAGGCCUCGGAGCGGUGUAUGGAACACAGACGAAAGACGUCUCCGGGAAGAUCAUCGGUCCCCGAAAGGUCGGGCUGAGGCUGGAGAAGCUGGACGGCACCAACGUCAAAUCUGUGGUCAUCGGGGGCAUCAAAACUUCUAAUGUCUUGAGGACGCUCCAUGUGUCUGUUUCGACUAGCGGGCGCACCGUCGACGGAGUCGCGGUCGUAUCCGACAUCGUGGCUUCCAAGACGCCUAGAGAGUCGGCGCGCACCCUCGCCAGCCUCGUGAAGGCGUUCAAGCUCGCAUCUUCGGCGCCUGCCUUAGCCAGACCGUUUUCUAGGCAAUUGAGCGACUCGCUACUGCACGACGCUGCAGCUCUGCUAGACGUCGUCCGGAAACAUUCUCCUCUGAUCCACCAAAUCACUAACACCGUCGUGACUAACCAAUCGGCGAAUGCGACGCUUGCGUUAGGAGCUUCUCCUAUCAUGGCAACCUCUCCUUACGAGAUGGAGGACCUACAGAAAGCCACCGGCGCUCUCCUGAUCAAUUUCGGGACCAUCACGGACAAAGAGGGCAUGCUGCAAGCCGGUAAAUUUGCCAACCUGAACAAGAAGCCCGUAGUGUUCGACCCUGUAGGGGUUGGCGCCACCGCUUAUCGGCGGUCAACUGCGAGCGAACUGCUGAACACCUGGCAAGCUUCGAUUAUCAAAGGGAACGCUGCCGAGAUUGGUGCCCUCGCGGACUCCGUGGAGGUACAGGCUAAAGGCGUAGAUUCCGGAGGGAGCUUCAAGGACCCUGCCGCGGUGAUCAGGCAGCUUGCCAGGAAAGAGCGCUGCGUCGUCGUUCUGUCCGGGGUGGUGGAUUACAUCACGAACGGUGAGGAUGUGGUAGCGCUGCACAAUGGCCAUCCUCUCCUGGGUCAGAUUACUGGGUCAGGAUGCAUGCUCGGAACUGCGGUCGCUACUUUUGCCGCUGCCGAGAGGCUGCGGACGUUAGAAAGCGAAGGGAAGGGCGCCGACGAGGAGGGCAAGCUGGUAAGUGGGGACAUGCUGGUCGCUGCCGUCGGAGGCGUCCUGGCGCUCACGGUUGCGUCGGAGUUGGCUGCCGCCAGGGAGGACGUCAAGGGCAGCGGGACAUUCUUGCCUGCUCUGAUUGAUGAGUUGGGGAAGCUGACGCCGGAGGUUAUCGCCAGCAGAGCUAAAGCGGAGGUAUUCUCUCCCUGAGGAAUUAUGAUGUAUAGAGAAGAUCUAGACGUACAUGUGUAUGAUAUGUCUACACUGAGGCGAACUGAAGGGCGACGUUGAAGCGUCUCAGGCUCAUAUUCCCAGGAGGGGCGCAGUAUACAUCGACUGCCUACAUAUAUAAUACAAAUCCGAGCUAGAGAUACACCUACGCCUUUCAUCCCAUACGCAGACUAAGCAACAGGCGGUGCAA